Molecule: messenger RNA, 3782 nt
Organism: Acomys russatus (golden spiny mouse)
Lineage: Eukaryota; Metazoa; Chordata; Mammalia; Rodentia; Muridae
Gene: Rprd1b
Product: regulation of nuclear pre-mRNA domain containing 1B
Exons: 7
Coding region: 363-1343 (326 amino acids)
Biological process (GO): mRNA 3'-end processing
Cellular component (GO): RNA polymerase II, holoenzyme
Molecular function (GO): RNA polymerase II C-terminal domain binding
Source: RefSeq, a predicted model, not a curated record
GUGCCUGAGGACCUGGGUUUGUUCCCUCCUCCUGCGCCGUUCGAAGUCCUCUCAGCGAGGCCAAAAGAGACUGCGGCUUCCUAAGGAUAGUUUUCCUCCGGCUCCGAAGCCUCUCGGCACCCUGUUGUGGCCCUUGCCCUCUGACCCCGUGGCGGCGGGGUGAGAGGUCGGGUGGCCAUCUUGUGGCGGCGGCGCGGGCGGCUGUUACUGCGGCGACCUAUCCCCUCCCCCUCCGCCUGGUACCCCUGAGCUGUCUGUCAGUCAGCGGAGAGUCCUGCAACCUGUCAGGAGAGGCCUGGGCCGAGUGCGGUCGCUCUCCCCGUGUCAUCGGGCGGCCCAGGCCGCUCCUCACCACCGCCACCAUGUCCUCCUUCUCAGAGUCGGCGCUGGAAAAGAAGCUCUCAGAGCUGAGCAACUCUCAGCAGAGCGUGCAGACCCUGUCCCUGUGGCUCAUCCACCACCGCAAGCACGCAGGACCCAUCGUCUCCGUCUGGCACCGCGAGCUCCGCAAAGCCAAAUCAAAUAGAAAGCUUACCUUUCUGUACUUAGCAAAUGAUGUCAUCCAAAACAGUAAAAGGAAAGGACCUGAGUUCACGAGAGAAUUUGAAUCUGUCCUUGUGGAUGCUUUUUCUCAUGUUGCCAGAGAGGCAGACGAAGGCUGUAAAAAGCCUUUAGAACGAUUGCUGAACAUCUGGCAAGAGCGAAGUGUGUAUGGCGGCGAGUUCAUCCAGCAGCUGAAGCUGUCUAUGGAGGACGCCAAGAGCCCUCCCCCCAAAGCAACAGAAGAGAAGAAGUCUCUAAAACGAACUUUUCAGCAGAUACAAGAGGAGGAAGAUGAUGACUACCCUGGAAGCUACUCUCCCCAAGACCCUUCCGCAGGCCCCCUCUUGACUGAGGAGCUAAUCAAAGCUUUGCAGGAUUUGGAAAAUGCAGCAUCAGGGGAUGCUACUGUUCGACAGAAGAUUGCUUCCCUGCCCCAGGAAGUGCAAGAUGUGUCACUGCUGGAAAAAAUUACAGACAAAGAGGCAGCUGAACGUCUCUCAAAAACAGUAGAUGAAGCAUGUCUGUUACUAGCAGAAUAUAACGGGCGCCUGGCAGCAGAAUUGGAAGACCGGCGCCAGCUGGCACGGAUGCUGGUGGAGUACACCCAGAACCAGAAAGAGGUUUUGUCAGAAAAAGAGAAAAAGCUAGAAGAGUAUAAACAGAAGCUUGCUCGAGUAACCCAGGUCCGCAAGGAACUCAAGUCCCACAUUCAGAGCUUACCAGACCUCUCACUGCUGCCUAACGUCACAGGGGGCCUGGCACCUCUGCCCUCUGCUGGUGACCUCUUCUCAACCGACUAGGACAGGUAUCAUACCCCAGGUUCCCAUGUGUGCCAGAGAAAAGAAGCAAGUCACUAUUGGAGACAGCCUCCUGGCCCUGGCUCCAUUUCUUCAGCCAGCAUCUGCCUCAGUAAUGAAGCGGGGGAGCUCUGACUUCUUGUUCUCCUCCGGGCCCCUCCUGAGCACAGUUCAGAACCGUGCAAAUGGACUGACUCAGUUUCAGUUGUCUUUGCUAAGAAUACAGACUCUCCCUCCCGCUCACUUUCUCAUCCUCCUGUUGCUUUUCCAUUCUUAGCGGUCUCUUAGACCCACAGCCAUGAAAACCAUGUGUGCUGUGGAAGCUUUUGAGAGAAUCUUGCUUCAGGUGGCAGCACAUGCUAUGGAAGUCUGAGCUGGCCUUCGCCAAGGUUCAGAACAGGCUCCCAGUGAGGGACUCAGGCUGCAGGCGUUGGCGUACCUGGACACAAUCUGCCCACAAGGUCAGCAGCACAGCUUUCCCACAAAGAGUUUGCCAAAUUUCUGACCCUUCCCAACCGUCAUUUCUACUAGAGAAGUGUUGUCAAGGUUAGGUGUGUUUGUUUUGUGAGAUUUUAGAUAAUCUAGUAAUAACAUUCAAAGCUGAUCUGGGACAUAGUCACAGUGCAGGUACAGAGUGACAGCCUGGUUUCUCCCCCACAGCCCAUGCCACAUUUCUCAAGGGUCCCCAGUAUCAGAGCGCCUUCCUAAAGCAGGACCCUGUCUCCCAUUGUGUCUGUCCCUUGCCCUCCCACCCUGGUGCUGUGAAGGCAGCUGUUUGGAUGGCAUGUCCCAGGCUGGUGUACACUGCACAGGUGGAGUCUAGGCUCUUGUGCACGUUGCUCUCCCCCUUCCUUUGGGGACUGGAGCAUACACUAGCGCUGCCAUGUGGACAUACAUCUACAGCACAGUGACUAGACUUGAACAUCUCUGCAGAUAGGACACUGAGCAUGCCAGCAGGUCAGGCCACUGUGUGUACCCAUGCUCCCAGGCCAGGAGAAGUAUUCCCAUCUCUGGCAGAGGAAGGGAACAAGGGAGGCUAACUGGGUUUGUAUGCCAUUAUCAUGCCAGCUGACAUUAUGACUGAAUGAUGUGGUUAAGAUUUUUAGCUUAUGUCUAGUGAAGAUUGAGCCUGGACUUGAAAAUCAUUCUGAUCUGGCAGGCUCAGUUUUGACAUUGGAAAGGGCAGAAACCAGUUUGCCCUGCAAGUGUAAUAGGAAUUGUAGCCCGGAGAUGGAGUCCAGAAGCCUUAAGUAGGAAUUCAGUGACGGCACUUGAGAAGUUUCAGUACUUUGAGUUGCUGUUUUCAGGGUCACCAGAAAUGCACACACUGUUUUACAUGUUAAAGCAAACCUGUGUGUCACUGUGUAGACAGGCCUCCUUUUGAGAAGCCACCCCACCUGCUGUGGGGGGAGAAUGGUGGUUCUCAGUUCCACUGUGCAGAGCCUGGUCUUGUGGAAGCCUUUAUUCACAGAGAAUGCAGGCUACUGUUUGCUUGUUCAUUCUGCCUGUUCUGUCCGCAUUGUUUUCUCCAGAGGCUACAGGGCAGCACUGACUUGAGGGAGACCCCAGUCUCUGCUGUGGAACACCUCCCCCACACAGUGUGCCACUGUAAUGUCACAUGCAUGGGCACACGGUUUCUAAACACCUCCUGCACGCACUGCUUUCCCACAGAAGCAGCUGUUUGCCAGCCACAGACCGAAAGACUGUAGCAACUCUGCGCGGAUCACUAGGAGGAAAGAUGACAACAUAAUGGAUUUAGCCCACUGCUAUGUUUUAUCCCUUGGAGUCUGACCAGCAGUCAGUGCAUAAUUCUUACAGCAAGAUCAAGAAAUGAACCUGUAGCGAUUAUGUAUGUCAAUGGUAUGUUGGCCUCUUAACACCAAUUACUAGCAGACUUCCUGUGAAGAAGUGAGUUUCGUUUUAAUGAAAUGCUUCUGUUUUUUAAUCUUCAUUGUGGUGUGCCCCACUCCCCAGUCUCCCAACUGUGUGCUUGCUUUUGUUGUUUAAUUUAAAUGAAACUUCUUGUCCUUGAGAGUUGACCUGGCAGGUGGGUGGGUGACUUCUGGUUUUGUGUUUAUGUAGGAAAUCCAUAGGCCUCAAGGGUCUUUCCUUUGGGGUCAUAUUCCUCAGAAAGUCUCUCUUUGUUUUUUGUUUUGUUUUUCUUAAAGGAUAUUUUUAAAGCUUAAAUUUGUAUAUUAAUUUAGGACUUUAUUUAGAAGUAUAGGCUGCCAUUGGUGGCAGCAGUAUAUUCUGAAAUGUCUCAUAGAUAUAUAUUUUUGAAUAAAGAUGGUGUUGUUGAACAACAUGAUGUGAUGUUUCUUCUCCCUGCCUUGUGUGCUGAGCGCCUAUGGAGAACACUCUGUUUUCUCCCCUUGGGGCUGUUAGGAUGAACUUAUCUCUGGUUCUUUCUUGGAGCUUGAUUGCCCAGUAAGCCGUCCACAC